CCCAACUCCAUGAAGAAGGCAAGAAAUUACACAAAUGAACCCUGACAAGGAACACCUGUGAAGUGAAAACUAUUUCAGCAAUGUGUGCAGAGGCCUCGGCAGUGCUGGAGGUGAGAGGCCAUGUUGGAGGAGAGGUCUCUGUCCACUGCUCUGGCAGCUGGACCACCGACAAUGACUCCGAACACUUCAACAUGUACUUCUGCAAAGGAGACUGCUCCAGGGAAAACACCCUCGUUCAGGCUGAGAGGAAGGCCUCAGCCAUCACAAGACAAGGGAGAUACAGCAUGGAGGUCAGCAGAGGAGAUGGAGCCUUCAAUGUGACCAUAAAGAGGCUGAGGAGGGCGGACGCAGGGAGAUAUCACUGUGGUGUGGGCAAAGGCUUCAAUCUGUUGUACCAGGAGGUCAUUCUCAUAGUGCUAAACGCAUCCACUGUUCCUCCUGGAUCUCCUCCCUCCACCACCGCCACCAUCACCACCCUGCGGACUGAAGCAGAAUCUCUGCCCCAGAGCAGCUUUCAACCCAGAACUGAACCGUCCCCAGCAGCAUUAACCCUGCCUGCUGCACAGGAGAAGACGAACCAGCGAGCAGCAACCAAACUCAAAGACACCACGGUGGUCAUCAUUGUCUCGGUGAGCCUGGCUCUGCUGGUUUGUGCGAUUAUACCUCUGAUAUUCUACAGACACUUCCGGAGUAACCCUGAACAUCAGAACCAUCUUGAAGCAAACAAGGGCGCGGCUGAUUGCUCUGAGGGAAAUGCAGAUGUUGCCUCCACUCAGGCUGCAGUAGGCCUGCAGUCUUUACAGCCAGAUGUUGAUCCAGAGUCCGGUGCUCAGGAUGACACCCAGUAUGCUAACACCUACCAGGCACUCGAUCACAAGAGUCUGGACUGAACAGGGUUUCUUCUGUUUCUGAGCUGAAAUCUGACCUCAACCUCAUCACUGUAUUGACUUUAUGAUUUUUUUUGUUUUUUUCCGGCUCAAAUAUAUACUAUUCCUUUACAAUUUGUAUGUUUGUAAGAGACUAAAUGGAAGAAUGGGAAUGAGAGCAGUGAGAUUUUAGCAUGU
Acanthopagrus latus (yellowfin seabream) is the source of this 1064-nucleotide messenger RNA. RefSeq names its product CMRF35-like molecule 5. Gene Ontology annotation, molecular function: transmembrane signaling receptor activity. The transcript has 6 exons. Gene Ontology annotation, cellular component: plasma membrane. Bases 81 to 890 code for a protein of 269 amino acids. The record is from RefSeq and is a predicted model, not a curated record. NCBI's taxonomy places the organism in Eukaryota, Metazoa, Chordata, Actinopteri, Spariformes, Sparidae.